AUGCUAUAUAUAAAAUUGGUUCCUCCGUGGCUCGGCCCGACCCAACGGGUCGGGCUUCUCCGACUCCAACCCAGAUAUCGCGGGUCGGGUAACAAAUAUACCCAUUUCACCGCGACUGAGUCAAAGUCCCAAUCCGGGAGAACCACUAUCCGGGCCUUCGGCUGGGCCCAUGUCUAUCAGCGCCGCGCCGCCCGCCUGGCGGACCAUUCCCAGCGCCCAGCCUAUUUGCAGAGCUGCAUCCAACACUGGCUAACCUUCGUGCUCAACAUCCUGAUGACCGCCCUAGUGGUGGUUCUUGUUGGGACCGUGGUGGCCCGGGGCCAGCAGCUGGACAUCCGCGCCGGCGGCGUGGGUGUCUCACUGGUUAUUCUCACCGGCCUGGGCGAGACGCUGACCCGGUUGAUCCGCACGUGGACCCGGCUGGAGUCGAGUAUCGGCGCCGUGACGCGCGUACGGCGCUUCGUGGCGGAAACUGAGGUUGAGGAUGGAGGCCGGGAACCCGAGACUGCAGGUGGGAUGGUAGCUCUGUGGCCACGGCCUGGUGCUGUGGAGUUUAAGGGCGUGGUGGCGGGGUUUACGGCUCUAGGUUCCUCCAGGCGUUCCAGCCUCUCCACCGCCGACGCAGUUCUCAAAGCUAUCACCCUCUCAGUCCAGCCGGACGAGCACCUUGCUAUCUGCGGCCGGUCAGGGAGCGGCAAGACGUCGCUGCUGCUGGCUCUAUUUCGCAUGGCGGAGGUGCUCGAGGGCCGGAUCUUAGUUGAGGGCCAGGAGGUCGUCGCUGCUGACGCAUUCGCCGCCGCCUCAACUGUGCGGUUCAAUCUCGAUCCGUUCUCCGGGGCCGCGUCCGAGGAAGAGCUCGUGGGCGCGUUGCACCGGGUAGGUUUGUGGGGACUGGUGCAGGCGCAAGGGGGUCUGGAUACGGACGUGGACGCCUUGGCCUUAUCGGGGGGGCAGCAACAGCUGCUCUGCUUUGUGCGGGCAAUUGUCAAGCGACGGCACUGUAGUAUCCUUGUUCUGGAUGAGGCGACCUGCAGUCUGGAUAGCGAGACAGAGGCCCUCGUGCAGAGUAAUAUUGAUUCAGCGUUCCGGAAAUGCACCGUUCUGGCGGUGAUGCAUAAGAUGACGCAUAUCCGGGCCUAUGAUCGAGUGGCAGUCCUGGACGGGGGAGCGCUAGUGAAAGUUGGGACGCCGGCGGACUUACUGGCUGCGGAUACACGGCUUGCGGGGUUGAAUAGGCUGCAUGGAGGUUGA
This is a messenger RNA of Aspergillus clavatus NRRL 1, 1251 nucleotides long. RefSeq names its product putative ABC transporter. Gene Ontology annotation, molecular function: ATP binding; ATP hydrolysis activity; ABC-type transporter activity. Gene Ontology annotation, cellular component: membrane. The transcript has 5 exons. Gene Ontology annotation, biological process: transmembrane transport. NCBI's taxonomy places the organism in Eukaryota, Fungi, Ascomycota, Eurotiomycetes, Eurotiales, Aspergillaceae. Bases 1 to 1251 code for a protein of 416 amino acids. The record is from RefSeq and is a predicted model, not a curated record.